Molecule: messenger RNA, 321 nt
Organism: Brugia malayi
Lineage: Eukaryota; Metazoa; Nematoda; Chromadorea; Rhabditida; Onchocercidae
Product: microsomal signal peptidase 12 kDa subunit, putative
Exons: 3
Coding region: 1-321 (106 amino acids)
Biological process (GO): protein targeting to ER
Cellular component (GO): endoplasmic reticulum membrane; signal peptidase complex
Source: RefSeq, a predicted model, not a curated record
AUGGAUGGGCUAAUACAAAUGUUACCGCCAUCGUUAAGAAAAUUUUCCACAUAUAUUGAUUUUGUUGGACAGCGAAGAGCGGAACGAAUUUUUCAGUUGAUAUUAGUGUUAACGGCUGUGAUUGGAUAUGGUAUUGGCUAUGUUACGGAGCAACUAUCAUACGCCAUCUAUACAUUAUGCUGUGGCUUUAUUAUAUCAUGUAUUCUUGUUAUACCACCAUGGCCAUAUUUGAGACGUAAUCCAAUACAUUGGCAACCCGUUCAAACAGUUACACCAUCGUCUGCAAAUGCUUCAUCGAAAGAAAAAAAGAAAACAAAAUAA